GCCCCCCUCGCCGUGUCCCUUCGCAGCCGCUCCACCGUCCUGGAGCGGGAGUGGAGGCCCGCGCAGCACGAGGUUGCGUUGCCGGGCUUCGGGGGAGCUAGGCCGUGCUGGUCAGGGCCUCGGCUGCGGGGCCUGGGGCACCGGCUUCCAGGGCGGGUGGAUGCGCUGCUUCCGCCUUCGCGGUGGGCGGUGGUGCUGAGGAGAGGUUUCCGACCGGCUCUGACAGUUUUGAAUCUUGGCGCUGGCGCAAUAAGCAGUUUAGCUGUUGGUUAGCAGAGCAGAAAUUAUGUGAAGCAAAACUCUUUCUGAAUUCUGAAAGACACACCAUUUCACCAUGGGACAGCAAAUUUCGGAUCAGACGCAAUUGGUUAUUAACAAGUUACCAGAAAAAGUAGCAAAACACGUCACCUUGGUUCGAGAAAGUGGCUCCUUAACUUAUGAAGAGUUUCUUGGGAGAGUAGCUGAACUCAAUGAUGUAACUGCUAAGGUAGCUGCUGGCCAGGAAAAACAUCUUCUCUUUGAGGUCCAACCUGGGUCUGAUUCCUCUGCCUUUUGGAAAGUGGUUGUACGGGUGGUCUGUACCAAGAUUAACAAAAGCAGUGGUAUUGUGGAAGCUUCGCGGAUCAUGAAUUUAUACCAGUUUAUUCAGCUUUAUAAAGACAUCACAAGUCAAGCUGCUGGAGUGUUGGCGCAGAGCUCCGCCUCUGAGGAGCCCGAUGGGAGCCUGUCCUCUGUAACGUCUUGUCAGGCUAGUCUGUGGAUGGGCAGGGUGAAGCAGCUGACGGAUGAGGAGGAGUGUUGUAUCUGCAUGGACGGGCGAGCUGACCUCAUCCUGCCCUGUGCUCACAGCUUCUGUCAGAAGUGUAUUGACAAAUGGAGUGAUCGGCACAGGAACUGCCCCAUUUGUCGCCUACAGAUGACUGGAGCAAAUGAGUCGUGGGUGGUGUCAGAUGCACCCACUGAAGAUGACAUGGCCAACUAUAUUCUUAACAUGGCUGAUGAGGCAGGCCAGCCCCACAGGCCGUGACUGAGGAAGACUCUUGUUAUUGUGAGCUGCAAUACCCUGGUUAUAGAGGAGCAGUGAAGGGGUGUGUGGCGCAUACAGGAAGAUCAGUUUUUCCACCCUCUUAUUUUUGCUAUUCUGAUAAUAUGUCCCAUUCUUAAAUAAACUCCCUUCCCAUGUCUUCCAUGUAGGGUGGGCUACACUUUGCUACUGUUUGGCCAUAUUCCCCACUGUCCACCUGUUCUUUGUUGCUCUUGAACCCUUUGCUACAGAUAGCAGCAAUACUUGACACUACUACUUUUCAGGGAGGGGGUGUUCUGCAUCUUCUUAGCUAGGUUUAAAAUGUAGGAUAUUGAAAGUUGUAGCCAUCUGAGCUAAACUACUGGAACUAAUGUCUCAGUGGGGUUGCUACUGCUGGGACCUGAGGUGCACUCCGCCCCCUUGUGGUUCAUUCUGGAUCCUUCACUACUCUGGCCCAGUUGCUUCCUGGUGUCACUGUAACUUCAGCAUGGGUUCUGGCGCUACUCUUGAUCACUGCGGUGCUGCAGCACUCAGAGAAGGACUCUGAGCUUGGGACUUGGUCUUGCAAUGGAAGAAUUUUCACGGCUGUUCUCCGGAUCUGGGGAGGGGUUCACUGGAUUAUCCAUAAUGCCCUGAAGGAAAUCUUUCUUCGUGCAGAUACACUUUUAUAUUUCCAGUUCACUCUGAAUCAUCAAAUCCUGAGCUGGAGUCUUUGUUUUAAGUAAAGGCACCUUUCAGAGGCUUCAGUUUCCUCAAAUCUCUUGGAUUAAAAGAAAAGGAAGAUGAGAUGAAGCUUUUCACCACACAUUAGUAAACCCCUGAAAUCCAGAGAACGAUUGACUUCUUCCCGUUCCUCUGCACUCCUCCGAGAGUCUGGAAAGAGUGUGGUAAUGGGAGCGCAGUGCUGGCCGAUUGCAGCCAUGGCUUAUGAGUAAGACUGUUAACAGUUCAGCCUGUAACAGAAGUAGUGCAUGAAGUCACGCCACCUUUAAGAGCUCUUAGCAGUCCAUAGACAUGUCUCACUGACUGAUUGCAGGUGUUCCUGUUUUUCUAAAUACAAAGGCACACAAUUGAAGUUGCUGCUUAUUGAUUUUUAAUUAAGAACUUAAUGAGAAUACAAAUAAAUCCCUUUCAAAGAAAAAUAUCUGACUUGAUUUACCCCCCCCCCCAAGUACUGCAGACUUCAGUUGUCUACUGACUGUCCCAAUGUGUGAGCAAGUGCAGUGCUGUCCUCUCUCCUAGCUUAGCUGUGUGUGUGCUGGUUUCCCAGCCUGAGACAGCUUUACUCUGCUGUAGAAACUGACUGUAUUUGUGGUUUUCAAACCUUAGCAGUGAAACUUCUUCAAGUAAAGUUUUAGUCUAUAUGCACUGAGUGUAUGCACAAGUUACCCCCAUUCUAUAGAAGCUACAUUUUAUUAAUAUAAGUGUCCUUUUGUAAACUUAGUACAGUGUGGUCACCAUUAAGUCAGGGUAGGAAAAUGUCACGGUGAUUGCUGAUACAGUUUCAUUAGAGUCUAAUGAGUAACAAACUUGUGUGAUGAAAAGCUUUUGUAAAAAUACUACUAAUAGUAUUUCAGGGCUGGGGGUGUGCUCAGCUGGUAGAGUGCUUGCCUAGCGUGCAUGGAGCCUUGGCUUCCAUCCCAGCACUGCAUAGAAACAAGCAGUCCUGGUGCUGUAUUCCAGGAACCCCAGCACUUGGGAGGAGGAAGCAGGAAGAUCAGAAGUUCAGGGAUAUCCUCAACUGCAUAGAGAGUUUAGGGCCAUCCUGGGCUACAUUGGGACCCUGUUUCAAAAACUGUGUGGGUGGCGAGGCUGGAAAAAUGGCCCAUUGGUUAAGAGAAAUUGCUGUUCUUACCGAGGACCUGAGUUCAAUUCCCAGCACCUAUACUGGUUGAGUCACCAACAGCCUAUAACACCAGCUCCAGGGGACCCAUACCUCUUCUGACCCACCCCCACACCCCAGAAGUAAAUCUUUAAAA
Molecule: messenger RNA, 3003 nt
Organism: Chionomys nivalis (European snow vole)
Lineage: Eukaryota; Metazoa; Chordata; Mammalia; Rodentia; Cricetidae
Gene: Rnf141
Product: ring finger protein 141
Exons: 6
Coding region: 335-1027 (230 amino acids)
Biological process (GO): protein autoubiquitination
Molecular function (GO): ubiquitin-protein transferase activity
Source: RefSeq, a predicted model, not a curated record